Messenger RNA from Schizosaccharomyces osmophilus, 765 nucleotides. It is a transcript of the gene coq4, whose product is annotated as ubiquinone biosynthesis protein Coq4. Gene Ontology annotation, biological process: ubiquinone biosynthetic process. The transcript has 4 exons. The record is from RefSeq and is a predicted model, not a curated record. Bases 1 to 765 code for a protein of 254 amino acids. Gene Ontology annotation, cellular component: mitochondrion; mitochondrial inner membrane. NCBI's taxonomy places the organism in Eukaryota, Fungi, Ascomycota, Schizosaccharomycetes, Schizosaccharomycetales, Schizosaccharomycetaceae.
AUGAGUAUAUAUUUUAAACGUUUGAAUAUUGCCGUAACACGGCCUUACAGUCGUUCACUGUUUACAUCGGCAGAAAGGAAACCAAAUUACCCCGGUCAUGUUCCAUUGUCUCCUUUACAAAGAAUCUUUCUUGUUGCUGGUUCUGCAAUAAUGGGGUUGAAGGCACCCUGGCGAGGAGACAUGAUUUCCAUAUUAGGAGACUCAUCUGGUCAGCCAUUUUUCUUACGACGUUUGCUGAAUCAAAUGCUUGCUGAUGAAACAGGCCGCCAUAUUUUAAUGGAAAAACCUCGUAUAAGUUCAAAGUCCUUAAAUCUUCCAUUUUUAAGGACACUUCCAUUAAACACAUUAGGACGUAUAUACGUUGACUGGAUUGACAGAGAACAUGUAAGCCCUGACACUCGUUCCCCCACACGAUAUGUAGAUGAUCCAGAAGAAGCAUACGUUAUGCAAAGAUACCGUGAGUGCCAUGACUUCUAUCAUGCACUUUGCCAUAUGCCUACAAACAUUGAAGGAGAACUCGCUAUAAAAUGGCUCGAAUUUGUUAACAUGGGCUUACCUGUCGGUGCUUUAUCUGCUUUGUUUGGUCCUCUUCGGUUAAAUUAUAGCCAGGCAGCUGCAUUUCGUAAAAAUUACAUUCCAUGGGCUGUCCGUAAUGGGCUUGUCGCUAAAACAUUAAUAAAUGUCUAUUGGGAGAAAGAACUCACCCAAGACAUUAAUGAGGUCCGAAAAAAAAUUGGAAUUGAAGCAGCUCCUGCUUUGCAUUAA